AUGCUAUGUUGGAGCUUUGUCAGCUCGUCACUCUUCAUCGAAGCUCUGUGAGCUCGUCAUGCUAUGUUGGAGCUUUGUCAACUCGUCAUGCUUUGUUGGAGCUCUAUGAGCUCGUCAUGCUAUGUUGGAGCUCUGUCAGCUCGUCAUGCUUUGUUGGAGCUCUGUCAGCUCGUCAUGCUUUGUUGGAGCUUUGUCAGCUCGUCAUGCUUUGUUAGAGCUCUCUCGUCAUUCUUCAUUGGAGCUUUGUCAGCACGUCAUGCUGUGUUGGAGCUUUGUCAGCUCGUCAUGCUUUGUUGGAGCUCUUUCAGCUCGUCAUGCUGUGUUGGAGCUCUGCCAGCUCUUCAUGCUUUGUUGGAGCUCUGUCGACCUUGGGUAGGAUAUUUGCAUCUCUGCAGCUCGUGCUCGAGCAGAUUGCAUGCAGCUCGUGCUCCACAUCUUUUAGCUCGACCUCAGCUUGCGCUGGAGUUCUGCAUCAUGCCUUUGAGCUCAGCAGCUCGUGAGCUCAUGUUUGAGCAAGAUGCAGCUCAUAGAGAUUUUCAUACUGGCAAGCUGCCUGCUCCGGUGCUGCCAAGAUGCCGACCUAGGAGAAUGCUCAUAUUUGCCGAGCUGACGAGCUGGACUGCCUUGCUUCUGCCUAGCUGGAGCACUGCUUUGAGCUUUGCCACUGCCGAGCUAGACUGCUUUGGUGCUGCUGAGCUGGGUUGUCAUGCUGCUGCCGAGCUGGAGCACUGCUUUGAGCUUUGCCACUGUCGAGCUGGACUGCUUUGCUGCUUCGUCGCUGCCAAGCUAGGGGACUACUUUGUCACUGUCGAGCUGUGUGACUUCUUUACCGAGUUAGGGGGCUGCUUCGUUGCUGCCGAGCUGAGGGAUUGCUUUGUCAUUAACGAGCUGGACUGCCUUGUCCCUACCGAGCUGGGUGACAGCUUUGCCAAGCUGGGAAGCUGCUUCGUCGCUGCCAAGCUAGGGGACUACUUUGGCACUGACGAGUUGGGCGGCUGCUUUGUCGCUACCAUUAAGCUUGAGCUCGUCUUGUCUCAUCAUGGUCGCUACUUUCAACUUAGAUAGUUGUGCAAAGCUAACCCCUUGUUUGUCUUCUUGUGAAAACUUCUCUUUUUGCAGGUGAAGCUUCUCUUUUUCAUAGAUUAAUAAACCCAUUUUAUAAAU
Messenger RNA from Rubroshorea leprosula, 1164 nucleotides. NCBI's taxonomy places the organism in Eukaryota, Viridiplantae, Streptophyta, Magnoliopsida, Malvales, Dipterocarpaceae. The record is from the annotation of a GenBank genome assembly.